This is a messenger RNA of Effrenium voratum, 207 nucleotides long. Lineage: Eukaryota; Dinophyceae; Suessiales; Symbiodiniaceae. The record is from the annotation of a GenBank genome assembly.
GAUGGUCGUUGCCAAGAUUCUGCCGGACGCCAUCUGCCGCAACAGCGCCUUGAGCGCCUGCGCCAAGUCCAGCGCCUGGCGCGCGGCGCUGUCCGCGGGCCUCGGAUGCGGCGCUGAUGCGGUGACGGUCUCCGCCCUUUGCAGCGCCUGCGCGCAGGGCCGGCGCUGGCGCCAAGGCUUGGCGCUGCUGGGCGCCGCCCGCGCCAG